CUUCGUGUCGAUUACGAUCAUGUCACGGAUAGAGACACGUAGUAAAAGAAGACGGAGGUGUACGAUGUGGCUGGUUGCACUGGGGAACCUCGGUGCACCGCAUACGCUGGGCUUCAUACCACCGACUCCUUCGGUAAUGCGGCUACCUCCCUUGUUGGCACGUCCUGUUCAUCACUCGUCGUCGUCCGAGAACGACGCUUCCGCUGCUCAGCCUCCAUCCUCACCCGGGUCGCUGCGGGAAUUACUAAUCGUACUCGACGACCUGGGAAUUCGAUAUCCACCGGAAGCUUCGAGAUACGAACUGGAACAACUCUGGCGCCGCGAAUGGGUGCGGCAAACGAAACAACAAACAGCCAGACAGAUUUGGACGGAACACUCGGAAUCCACGACUGCAAUCGUUGCGCCUCAAGCCAAACGAAAGUCUACCCGCAAAGGACUAAAGGAAGAAUACCCGCAACGAUGGUCUCUCGGAGAGUUGGUGGAAAAAUUGGAUGAGCAGAAUAUAAGGUACUCGCCCACGGCGACACGCGAGGAUCUCGAGUUUUUGUGGAAUACGAGGGCACGUCCGGUAGAUUCAGUCGAUCCUAUCUUCACCAAUAGGCAGUCGGAUGCCAUACCUCGAGACCCAUCCAAGUCGGCCAACAGGGACGUCGUUACCCCUAUAGACGACCUGAUUAAAGAACUGGAUCGUCAAAACCUACGUUAUCCUCCUACAGCUACCCGCGCCGAUCUGGAAGAUAUACUAAAUAGUACACCGCAACCGUCGCCGUCGCCAUCACGAUAUGGUCGACAACCCAAAGACCCCGAUCUCGCGGAAAAACUGCGCAAACGAGGGAGUCGAAGCCGACAGCAAGAAUUGGAAAUGUCCUCCUGGCAGCGAGCUCUGCAACACAGUCAACGAACAAUUUCCAACGUACUGCUCGAAUCUCUUCCGGCCAAGGUGGACAGCGCCACCAAACGAGUGAGUAGCAAAGCCUCUCGAGCAGCAGACCGCGCCGCUCGUAGAGCUCGCCAAGUGUCACGGCAAGCCAAAGACUAUUUUACCGUAGAUGAAAACGGCGUGCGGGAUGUGCCGUUCCAGUACGUGUACCAGGAGGAGCGCCCGCGACCGAUCAACAUUCGCUUUCGACCCGUAGAUACAGAUAUGAUGUUCUAUCGUGCAAGUCCAACUCUUCGACCGCGUGCAAGACCGCGGCCGCCUUCCAGUUCUCCUUCCGGGCGCCCACAUACACCGACGAGCGGGGCGACUGCUGCAACCACUGCUCAGUCGUCUCCGCUGUUCCGGGGCGUACCGCGAUUGCUGCCAGUAUCCUCCGCUUAUAAGGAAGGCUCUUUCUCCCAGCCACCACCGUCGUCCAAUCCCGGAAGUCACUCAUCAGAACAUGGACAAAGAAAGAACCGAAAAGUAUACAGUCCGUACUCCAAGGAUAAUAUCUGGGACGAAAAGGAUGCCUUCGAUCGGUUUGGCGACUUUCUUGCCGAUACAGCCGAUAAGGUCAUGUGGGGGAAAUACGACUUGUCUCAGCAGCCUUCUGAGCGAGGAGCGGAUAGGCAAACAGCAGAACCAGAGAGCAAAACUCCUAAGCCUCAUUCCAAGAAACAGUCUCCAGCGGAGUAUCGCCACUGGAAAGAUCGGCUUGAAGAGCGUUUCGACACAAUGCUCGGAAUUCAUGAGAAGGGUGAAUACUAUAAGAAAUGGACUGAUCGAGAGAUAGAUGAUCAUCGCCAGAAAAGUGGCGGUGACGUGUUUUCUUUUGCACGAGGGGAACAGCUGAGAGGGAACCGGCGGAGCAAACGGCAAAAGUACGAGAAGCCAAUUUGGGAAGAGGAGGGAAGCUUGAUUUCUCUCCUGUUUGGUCGAACCCCUGCCGGAGGCAGUCUUCUCUACGAAAAGUUGUUAGACACGAAAUCAGGCUCUAUCUUGAAUGUUUUUCGAGCGGGAGCAAAGUCGUUUCUGCUAGUAGGGAGCUACUUGUGUCGAUGGGCCAGUGUCCGUGGUGCUUUGCCUCAACCGGUAGUUGUACUUGGAGUGUUCACUGCGGGUAUCUGCGCCCAUCCAAGGCGGCGCCUUCGGACUGUUGCAAUCUCGCUCAUUGUACUGCGGACAGUUGGAGAGCUCUUACACGGCUACUUGGUUGGAGAUCAAGAAUGGAACGAGGAUGACGCCUCAAGCGAUAGUUCCGGAAGUGAUUACGAAGGCGCUGGAAUGUAGAUAUGGACAUGAGCAAGUAACAUAGUAAAUCAUAAACGACAAAAAGUGAUUC
Molecule: messenger RNA, 2264 nt
Organism: Phaeodactylum tricornutum CCAP 1055/1
Lineage: Eukaryota; Bacillariophyta; Bacillariophyceae; Surirellales; Neidiaceae
Exons: 1
Coding region: 20-2212 (730 amino acids)
Source: RefSeq, a predicted model, not a curated record